CUUUGCUUUCCCCUGCACAAAAACAAACUCCCUAUUCUCUCUCUCCUUUUCUCUCUCUUAUUUCUUUGCAUCGGAGUCAGACUCAGAGUGAUCAAUGAAGAAAUAUGCAAGUGUCAUCUCUCCAGCUUGGACUUGAUUCUCUCCUUUUCCCUCCGCGAUUUCACCCAUCGCUUCUGCUUCUAUUCUCCUUCAGGGUUUUCGACAAAUCCUGUUGAAUUGUGCCGAGCUCGUGUUUGUUUUGAAUUUCCAUUGACUCUGAGCGUCUGAGUUAGUGAGGGACUUGCCGUAUAAUCAUGCCGCCGGCUUUAGUGAAUCCAGUAAUGCCAGAAUCUUUGUCGGUGCCACCUUCGAGCUCCGAUUCUGUUUCUCAAGGAUCUGCGCAGGAGAAUCGGCGUUUUGGAGAUCUUAGAGGUUUGCAGUGGCGUAUAAAUCUCGGGGUUUUGCCAUCUUCAGCUUCUAUUGAUUAUCUUCGUCGGGCCACUGCUGAUUCUCGAAGGAGGUAUGCUUGUUUGAGAAGGCACCUCCUGGUUGAUCCACAUACUCCAAAGGGUGGAAGUAAUUCCCCCGAUCUAGUCAUAGACAAUCCUCUUUCACAGAAUCCAGAUAGUACAUGGAGCCGCUUUUUUCGUAAUGCAGAGCUGGAGAGGAUGGUUGAUCAGGAUUUGUCACGUUUAUACCCAGAACAUGGGAGUUAUUUCCAAACACCAGGAUGCCAAGGAAUGUUGAGACGAAUUUUAUUACUGUGGUGUCUUAAGCAUCCCGAAUGUGGUUAUGGACAAGGAAUGCAUGAAUUAUUGGCUCCAUUGCUAUAUGUUCUCCAAGCUGAUGUGGAGCAUGUUUCAGAAAUCCGAAAACUCUACGAAGAUCACUUCACCGACAGAUUUGAUGGUCUUUUAUGUCAAGAGAAUAAUCUUUCUUACAGUUUUGAUUUUAGAAAAUCUCCGGAUUCGAUGGAGGAUGAAAUUGGUUCCCUUGGAAAUGCUAUGAAAGUCAAGAGUAUUGAGGAGCUUGAUCCUGAUAUACAGGACAUUGUAUUGUUAAGUGAUACUUAUGGUGCUGAAGGUGAACUGGGCAUUGUUUUAUCUGAGAAAUUCAUCGAACAUGAUGCCUACUGUAUGUUUGAUGCUUUAUUGAGUGGGGCCCAUGGUCUGGUUGCAAUGGCAGAUUUUUUCUCAUCCUCCCCUGCAGCUGGGUCCCAUACAAGCUUAUCUCCUGUAAUUGAAGCUUCGAGGGCAUUGUAUUGUUUGCUUUCCCUUGUGGAUUCAUACCUGCAUGGUCAUCUUGUAGAUCUUGGGGUUGAACCCCAAUACUUUGCUCUCCGUUGGUUGAGAGUUCUAUUUGGACGGGAAUUUUCACUUGACAACCUUCUGAUAAUCUGGGAUGAGAUCUUUGCCUCAGAUAAUAGCAAAGUGGAAAAUGGUGCUGAUGAUGACAUAGACUCUGGCAUUAGGAUCUUACGGUCUCCUCGUGGGGCAUUUAUCUCAGCUAUGGCUGUAGCAAUGAUACUUCAUUUAAGAUCUUCACUACUUGCCACUGAAAAUGCUACAACCUGUCUUCAGAGAUUGUUAAACUUCCCUCAGAACACCAACAUUAAGAAACUGCUUGAAAAGGCUAAAUCUUUGCAGGCUAUCGCGUUAAGCACCAACAUUUCAAUACCAUCAUCAUUUUUCGGUGUUUAUAACCAAAGCAAAUCACCAAUUACAAGAUCUCUCACCCUUCCAUCGGAAACUGUUUCUCCAAGAACUCCCCUGAAUCUGUUGCCUGAUAGCUACUGGGAAGAAAAAUGGAGAGUUGUCCACAAAGCUGGAGAAACUAAGAAAGAUGGUUCAAAUAAGCAGGUUCCUAUCUGGAAAAAGGGAUGGACAGAAAAGGUGAAAUUCAGUCUCAAGAGAACAGAAUCUGACCCAUCUCCAUCUAAGUUUCAGGUAGGCAAGACUGAACCUAAAGCAUCUGUUAGGCGCAGUUUGCUGGAGGAUCUUAAUAGGGCACUUGGCUUAGAUGAAGAUACAGAUAAAAUGCACUGCCAUGAAACAUCAAAUCAACGGGAUAAUAUUUCUGUAAGAGUUGAAGGGGAGGAUCAAGAUGGUGGCUGUAAAGAUAACAGUUGCGCCGCGGAGGAUGGACUUCUGAGUGGAAAUACUGGCAGCGAGGAAAACUCAUCUUCAUUUACAGAUCCAAUCAGUCCUCCUAAUGAAGUCAAUGAUCAAGAAAAUUACUUAGAGAAAAGUAGUGUUGCAUCUGAUUUAUUUUUUAAGGAAAGCAACGAAGAUUCACUUUCUAGUUCCAGUGAUUCAGCUCUUCCUAUCUCUUCUGUGCCUGAGAACAUAGCUCAGAACCCAGGAUGCAAUAGUGAUGCCACUGUAAAUUCAGCAAGAGUGUCUGAGGAGAGAAAAGUGAACAAAAUUGGGUGGUUUUGGAAUUUUGGUCGAAAUAAUGAGAUGAUAACUGAGAAAGGAGGAAAUGCUUCGGAAGCUACAAAAUCUGGCAACAGUUCUAGUAAAAGCAACACAACAGCCUCAGCUGCAUGCAGUAAAAGUAGUCCUGUUAGUUGCAAAGGAGAUUCUGUCGACCAGAAUGUGAUGGGAACUUUAAGGAAUCUUGGGCAGUCCAUGCUGGAGAAUAUUCAGGUUCUUGAGUCUGUUUUCCAGCAAGACAAAGGCCAAGGGACCUCAUUGGAGAGCUUCUCCAAGAAUAUUCUGGUUGGCAGAGGGCAGGUUACUGCUAUGACAGCUCUAAAGGAGCUUCGCAAAAUCAGCAAUCUUUUGUCUGAGAUGUGAAGCGAAGCUCAUAUUGGUUUUGUAUAUAGCUUUUGUAAUUAUAAUUCUUUUAGCGGCAAUAAAACGAGUUUCUUCUUUAGGGUCCUUCCAUCGUCUACCAAGUUUUGCAGAUGUUGAGAGAGAUGAAUAUGUAAAUAAGAUUCCGGGUUACAUAGUAUAUACAUUCCUAUUUAUGGCUGAGUCAUUUGAGAUGUUAAGCGGCCUCAAAUCAUCGCAGCAAUAAAAGUUAUCGUUGGUCAUUUUUAUUUUC
Molecule: messenger RNA, 3027 nt
Organism: Prosopis cineraria
Lineage: Eukaryota; Viridiplantae; Streptophyta; Magnoliopsida; Fabales; Fabaceae
Exons: 6
Coding region: 294-2777 (827 amino acids)
Biological process (GO): activation of GTPase activity
Molecular function (GO): GTPase activator activity
Source: RefSeq, a predicted model, not a curated record